Messenger RNA from Anopheles gambiae (African malaria mosquito), 1062 nucleotides. Its product is annotated as NADH-cytochrome b5 reductase-like. The record is from RefSeq and is a predicted model, not a curated record. Lineage: Eukaryota; Metazoa; Arthropoda; Insecta; Diptera; Culicidae. Bases 1 to 1032 code for a protein of 343 amino acids. Gene Ontology annotation, molecular function: oxidoreductase activity. The transcript has a single exon.
AUGAGCCAAGAAGAUCCGACCUGCUGUGGCUCCGGCUGUACCAACUGUGUGCUGGACGUGAAACCAUCCAAACACACGCUCCCACCCGAUGUGGUCAACGUGUUCGAUCGAACGUACAAACAAUUCCGGUGCGAGUGCGUUACCCCGGCAGCGGACAAUGUGUUCCGGUUUCGCUUUUGCUACGUUCCGGCCAUCGGUGACGAGCGCGAGCAGCUGAUCGUACCUCCCGGAUGUCAUCUAAUGCUGCGAGCGCUUCGAUCCGCCCUCCACCAGCCCGACCGGAAACCGGACAGGAGUGCGGAAGAUAACCCCUUGCUACGUUGGUGGGAAGCGAAUCCCGUCCAGCCCGGAGGAGAGGAGCAUGCAAAACAAAAAACGCUUGAAAAGCACGACAAAAGUGAAGACGACCUGUACCUCAGCCGGCCCUACACACCGAUUGCGUUCGACCAGGAGCACGGCACAUUCGAUGUGCUGAUAAAGCUGGAACCGGGCGGUCAAAUGACGAACCACCUCGUAACGCUGUCGGCCGGAUCGCGCACCGAGUGGAAGGGUGUGUAUGGAGAUUUCCUGUGGACGCGCAAUCGGUACCGCCAUGUGGUCGCUUUCGUGCAGGGCGUUGCCAUAGCGCCGGUGUACAGCACACUGCGAUCGAUUCUCGACGACGAAGGGGACGAGACCCGGCUGACGCUUUGCGCAUGCUUUCGCAACCUUGCCGGUGUGCUGCUCCGGGACGAACUGCGCUCACUGGCCGGCUACUGGAACUUCGCGUACGCCAUCUACCUGUCCCGGCGUACCUGCGCGUGUGCUGCGGCCGGGGUGGAGCGAUGCAAUUGUCUCGCCGCCCGCCUGCGCUACAACGAACCCAUCCACGACCGGCGGCUAGCAGCGGCGGAAAUCGAACGAUUGCUCCAGCGACCCCUAGCCGAUGGCAAACCUUCGCUGCUGGUGCUACUCUGCGGUACCGAAUCGUUCACUAGCUUUAUUAAGUCUACCGUGGAGAAGUUGGAAAUAGAAAAUUGCUACACGUUUUAGCACCGAGGUCUAGGCCUUGCGCGAGGACGA